GAAGCUUUUAUGUUAUAAUCUGUUUCUGAGAUUUUAAAACCCAUUCCGGAGGAUUUACAAAAGCCAAACUAAAGCCGAAUAAACCCGAAAUGCUCAUUUGUCUGAUUAAAUCAAGUCCGAGUUUUAUCAAACAACAGAAYAACAGAUAACAGAACCGAACCACAGAAAUGCUUAAAAGUUACAUGAAGUUUGGCCCUGAGCCACUGAAGGAAAACCCCGCUCGAGUUUAAAGUUUCCAGACGGAUGUUUCAGUUUGAAUCAGUUGGAGGUGAUUUACCUACCUGCCAGUUCUCAGGGUUCUGAAGGACACCAUGCGGGUCUCUCAGGUCUCAGAGUCUCUGUUCCUGACUGACCUGGACUCGGCUCUGAACCUGGCGGUCUUGACCAGCAGGAACGUCACGCUCAUCGUCAACGCCAGUGGACUGCAGGGGGUCCUCUACCCACYCAAGGAAGACCUGCAGGUCCUCCAUGUCCCCGUCCAGGACCAGCCCCACGCCCCUCUCAGUCUCUACUUCGACCCGGUGGCACAGCAAAUCCAGCAAAACCAAACUGGAACCACGCUGGUCCACUGCAGCGCCGGCCGGAGCCGCUCACCCGCUCUGGUCAUGGCCUACCUGAUGAGGUGCAAAGGUCUCAGUCUGCGUCAGGCUUAUGAACAGGUCCUGCAGUGCCGGCCGUUCAUCCGACCCAACGCCGGGUUCUGGAGGCAGCUGAUGGACUACGAGAGGACCCUGUUCAACCAGAACACCAUGAGGAUGGAGAGGUGGUCUGAAGGAGUCCUGCCCCAGGUUCUGCAGGACCCGGACCCUGAUGGGUCAACACGGAGCUGACAGGAUGGACGAUUGAAGAUGAGUCAUGGUCUUACUGGGUCCAACAAGGUCCCACCAUGGUCCAACCCAACCCAGGUCCAACCCAACCCAGGUCUAACCCAACCCAGGUCUAACCCAACCCAAGUCUAAUCUAACCCAGGUCUAACUCAACCCAAGUCCAACCUAACCCAGGUCCAACAUCAACAAUCAGUUCAAACAGAAAAAAGGGUAAAAAAAGCAGCUAAAAUGAGUAAAAAUGAGUUAAAAGUAGAUGAAACAUUAAAA
Austrofundulus limnaeus is the source of this 1094-nucleotide messenger RNA. Its product is annotated as dual specificity protein phosphatase 14. NCBI's taxonomy places the organism in Eukaryota, Metazoa, Chordata, Actinopteri, Cyprinodontiformes, Rivulidae. The record is from RefSeq and is a predicted model, not a curated record. Gene Ontology annotation, cellular component: cytoplasm. Gene Ontology annotation, molecular function: MAP kinase tyrosine/serine/threonine phosphatase activity. Gene Ontology annotation, biological process: protein dephosphorylation. The transcript has 3 exons. The coding region runs from base 312 to 830 and encodes 172 amino acids.